UUGCACAUUGAACUGUUAAGUUUUGUUUUUCUUUUGAUUGUUGCUGUUAAUUAAAAAUGUUUUGCAGGAAAACAAGUACAGUAUGGCACCAGAGAUUACUGUCAACGUCAGUGCUGCUGACCACAUACCCCUGUGUUAUGAAUUAGAUAAGAGGUUUUACAUAUUGAUAAACAGUACUUCAACCGUAUGUGUUUUCUUAUAUGUUUUCCUUGGCUGUUUAUCAGUUGUUAUUGUAUGUGGAAAUCUUUUCAUUAUAAUCUCUAUUAUUUACUUCAAGCAGCUCCACACUCCUACAAACUCUCUCAUCCUCUCGCUGGCUGUGGCUGACCUGCUGGUUGGGCUGCUAGUGUUUCCCUUCAACACCAGAUUUACUGUGAGCUUCUGUCUUGAUCGUGGGCAUUUAUAUUGCAAACUACGAAACACUUUUGAUGUAACACUGAGCACAGCUUCCAUUUUGAAUUUAUGUUGUAUUUCUAUUGAUAGAUACUACGCAGUGUGUCAACCUCUCACCUACAGAGCUAAGAUGAAUUUUCAUGUUGUUGGUACUAUGAUUCUGAUGACCUGGACUGUUUCCGUUCUAGUUUCUGUUGGCUUUUUAGUUUCAGAAUUUAAUUAUGAAAAGUGUGAAAAGUCCUGUCUUAUUGAUAUUUUACUUGCAAAUAUUUUGGGACCUAUUUUAGCAUUUUAUGUCCCAGUGGUCAUAAUGUUAUGUAUAUACCUAAAGAUUUUCCUUGUUGCACAGAGGCAGGCACGUAGUAUACAGAACAAGAGCUGUCAAAUGAGAACAUUUGCAUCCACUGUGAGUAAGCUGGAAAGAAAGGCCACUAAAACUCUCGCUACUGUUUUGGGAGUUUUUCUGAUGUGUUGGACUCCUUUCUUUCUGUGCUUUAGCUUCCAGCUUUUACACGGCGUCUCGGUGCCAGAUUCAGUGUUUGAAACGCUCAAUUGGUUUGCAUUGUCAAACUCAAUGCUUAAUGCUUUUAUUUACGCUUUCUUCUACAGCUGGUUCCGAGCAGCUUUCAAAAUCAUUGUUUCUGGAAAAAUAUUUCAAGGUGAUUUUGGUAACACAAAACUGACUUAGCAUAUUGUUAGAAAUCCAAAAUAACAAAGUUAUGACAAACCUACAAAAUUAUCAACAGUGAGAAUUAAGCAAUUUAUUCAUGCUGUAUGUAUCCAUGUAUUUUAUCAACACAGAGCCUUUUUCCCUUUAUUCUUUCUUAAAGGAUCAAUAUUUUUGAUGCUAAUGUUAGAAGUAGUUGGAUACAAAAAAUUACUUUGAAUUUUUUUACAAUUUUUUUUGUUUGUUUAUGCUUUGCAGUUACUGUUACUAAUGAACAGAUAAGGUUUAUCAUAUUUAGUUUAAUGUGCUUUUAUGCAGGUCUGAGCUUAUAAAUCUAUAUAAUAACUCUAACGGGAGUGUAUUUGAUUGAUCUUGUAUUUGUGCAACCUAAGUAAAAGAUAGGUUCAAAUA
Messenger RNA from Betta splendens (Siamese fighting fish), 1471 nucleotides. Its product is annotated as trace amine-associated receptor 1-like. Gene Ontology annotation, molecular function: trace-amine receptor activity. The transcript has a single exon. Bases 83 to 1081 code for a protein of 332 amino acids. Gene Ontology annotation, biological process: G protein-coupled receptor signaling pathway. The record is from RefSeq and is a predicted model, not a curated record. Lineage: Eukaryota; Metazoa; Chordata; Actinopteri; Anabantiformes; Osphronemidae. Gene Ontology annotation, cellular component: membrane.